AUGUCAACUCCUAAUAAUCGAUUAGAACCAGUGGCAGUUGUAGGCAUAGCCUGUGAAUUUGCAGGUGAUAUUCAUUCUGCCAACGAUUUAUGGCAUGCAUUGAAGGACAGUCGAGAUGUGGGUAGUGCAAUCCCACGUGAUCGACUCGAUCUCGAUUCUUAUUGUGCUCAUAUGUUUAACAAGGAUAAUGAUGGGCAAUUUCGACAGAAACUUAUUCGGCGAGGAUAUUUUGUAUCAAAUAAUCAAUGGGAUAUGUUUGAACCAAGUUUCUUUGGUCUAUCCGACGCCGAGGCAGGUAGUAUUGAUCCAUGCCAUCGACUACUCAUGCUCAAAUUUGUUCAUUUACUUGAUGAUGCUGGUUAUAGUAUAGAGAAAAUGAAUGGUUCACGAACAUCUGUGCAUAUUGGACAAUUUUCCACAGAUCAUGCUAUAACAUCAUUUCGCAUGGAGCCUGAACAUCGAUCGAGAUUUCAUGGACCUAAUAGUUUACUGUACAAUGCUGCUGCUCGACUAUCCUAUCAUUUUAAUCUACAAGGUCCUAACGUAUCAUUGGAUGUUGCCUGUUCAUCGUCGCUGGAGGCUGUACAUCUAGCUGUGCAAAGUCUUCGCACAAAUGAAGUAGACAUGGCUAUAUGUGGUGGAGUGAAUGCUGUCUAUUCACCAGAGAAUCUUUUAUAUGGUUCGAUUAUGGGCGCUGUAUCACCUGAUGGACGGAGUCGAUCGUUUAGCGUCGAUGCAAAUGGUUAUGCAAAAGGUGAUGGUCUUGGUCUUCUACUGCUAAAACGAUUGAGUGAUGCUGAACGUGAUAAUGAUCGUAUAUAUUGUGUUCUUCGUGAUGUACUUAGUAACCAUGAUGGGAGCGAAGAUAAGAACAGUUUUGUUGUCCCGUCAACUGCUGGUCAGGCACGUCUACUCAAUGAUAUUUACAAGCGAGCAGACUUUGAUCCUCGACGUAUUUUUUAUGUCGAAGCACACGGCACUGGUACGCCAAUAGGUGAUCCCAUCGAAGCUAAUUGUUUAGGUCUAUUUUUCAAUCGAUCUUGUUUUGAUCCACCAUUAUUAAUUGGUUCUGUUAAAAGUAAUUUAGGACACACAGAAGGAACAGCUGGCAUUGCCGGAUUGAUUAAAAUUGCUAUGUGUAUGCAUCAUCGAAGUAUUCCACCAAAUAUGCACUUCACAUCAUUAAAUCCGAAUAUUGAAGCACAACGAUAUAAUCUUCACGUUAUCCAACAUUCUGUACCAUUUCCUGUUAGUAAUGACACUGAUUCCAUAGCUAUGGGCAUUAAUUCAUUUGGCAUCGGAGGCAACAAUGCACAUGCUAUUGUUGAAGAAUAUCACCCAAGUGAAACUUCAGCUAUGAACAGAUCUGAAAAUGAUAUGGAGAGCAAACAAUAUUUCAUUUUUAUCUUUUCAAGUGAGUUACAUAAACAUAAAUUGUCUAAUCAAAUAGUGUACUUACGUUUUUCUCUUCUAGCAAAAAGUCGUAAAUCUCUAAACCAUCAAGUAUCUCAAUUCAAUCAAUGGUUACAAAAGACAUCAAUAACUGAUAUGAACAAUAAUUAUGCAUUUCUUCAACGCAUCUCUCAACAACUUCUUCUAAAGCGUACUAUUAGUCAUGCACACCUAGCCAUCUUCGUAUUUGCCGAUAUUAAACAACUUCAAGAACAAAUCAACGCCUUUCUCGUUCAAGAGUCAUUACCCGGUCUUUCUAUAUCCAUGCGUCCAACAAUAUCACUAGCAAAGAUAUGUUUCGUUUUUAGUGGACAAGGUCCUCAAUGGUGGGCUAUGGGUCGACAAUUGUAUGAAAGUGAACCUGUUUUUACUCGAUGGAUUCAAAUGAUCGAUGCUGAAAUGGCAAAGAUCAACAAUGACGAAUGGCAUCUAUUGGAAGAAUUGAUUGGCAAAAAAAGCGAAAGCGAAUCUCGUAUUAAUGAUACAAAUAUUGCCCAACCAGCUUUAUUUGCUAUUCAAGUUGGAUUGGCUGCUCUACUUGUCUCAUGGAAUAUUUAUCCUUCGACAAUUGUGUCACAUAGUGCUGGAGAUCAGGCAGCUGCUUUUGUUGCCGGUCGUCUCACUUUGCAAGAAGCUGUUCUUAUUGUUUAUCAUCGAUCACGUCUUCAAAAUCGUAAUACACGACAAGGUGGUCGUAUGUUAGCCGUAUCCAUGAGUGAAGAAGAAGUACGAAAUAAACUUCUCAAGGGUAUUGAACAUCUUAUUUCUAUUGCUGUUGUUAACAGUCCUCGUUCAGUAACAUUAAGUGGAGAUGAAAAGAUUAUCGAUGAAUUACAACAAACUCUCUCAACAUUUUAUCCCAAUGUUUUUAAAGCUCGUCUUCGUAUUGAAAAUGCAUUUCAUUCUUAUCAGAUGGAUCGAUUUGAUAUAGAAAAAGAGAUGUUAUCAUCACUUAAAGAUAUACAAGGACUUCCUCUAAAAGACUCUCAACAAAUGUUUAAUCCAAAAUGUGCUGAAGCUCAUCUUUAUUCGAGUGUAACUGGUAAUAAAUUAAAUGAUCACAUGCCAGUCGAUGCUCGUUAUUGGUGGUCAAAUGUGAGACAAUGUGUUCGAUUUCAUGAUGCUAUGGCAUCAAUUCAACAACAUGAUGCUCCAACUGUUUUUCUUGAACUUUCACCACAUCCAGUCUUGGCUACAUCUAUUCGAGAGUGUUAUGAAUCGACAAAUAAACAACCACUUAUUCUUCCAACAUUGAAACGAAAAGAAAAUGAACAAAUAACAUUACUUACUAGUCUCGCACAACUAACAACAUCAUCUCAUGUUUGGCAACAAUAUUUUCAAACUCGAGAUAUAGCACCGAUGAUAGACAGUGGGCAAAUAUUUGAUGAUUUUCCAUUGUAUACAUUUGAUCUUAGUUCAUGUUGGUAUGAAUCAAAAGAUUCAGUUAUGACACGUUUGGCUAAUCGUAUUCCUAUUCAUCCUCUACUUGGUGUUCGUCAAUUAACAGGACAAACAAGUGCUACAUGGAAGAGUCUCAUCAAUAUUAAUCUACCACAAUAUGCUUACUUGAAAGAUCACAAAAUUCAAGAUGCAAUUCUCUUUCCUGCUGCUGCCUAUCUUGAACUUGUAACAGCUGCCUAUCAUCAAUUAUUUCUAUCAUUCGAUAAAAAACAGUCUUCAAUCAUUUUAAAGCAAAUCAAAUUUGUCAAAGCUCUCAGCCUGAAUGAGCAUGAGCUAACAGAAGUAUUUACACAAAUUAUCGUACCAGUUCGUGAAUGGUUUGUCUAUAGUCGACCAUGGACAUCAGCUGGUUCAGAUUGUAUGCGCUCAUCAGGCAUGGCAAGUAUUGAUGUUGUCGAUUCUUUUAUCGAUCCAGAAACUCUUAAUCAAUAUUCAUUACGUGAAUUCACUUUACAUGCUCAUGGUCAAAUUGAGAUGGACGGUGCUCAACAAAAACUAACAACACUACUUUCUUCCAGACCAACUUACAAUACUUGGUCCACGACUGACGCAACCAGUAUUUAUAAUCAUUUAUCAACACGAGGUUAUCAAUAUGGACCUUCUUUUCAAAACAUACAAUCAUUAUGUGGUACGACAUCUACAGUUAUUGCUCAGAUCCAAAGCAAUCCUGAUACAAUUAUUGAUCUCUCUUGUUAUCAUUUACUUCAUCCAACUAUAUUGGAUAAUUUUUUGCAGCCACUUCUAGUUUUGUUACCUGGUGUUGAUACUACAUUCCUUCCAGUUAGUAUCCACAGAUUUGUUGUUACGAACAAGAUGAGCACAUCCCACUCAAACAUGGAACUGCAUGGAAACUAUCAUGAUAUCGUUUGUGGCCUAGGUCAAGAGCGAGCAUUUAGUAUUGAUAUAUUGAUUCUACCAAGUGGCGAUACGACAAUCAACGAACCGAUGUUCAUGUUUGAAAGUCUUGUAAUUCAACAAGUUCAAGGUGUACAAUCUGGUCGAUGGACAUUAGACAAGUCCAUUUUUGACAAAUUAAAUGCAGCUGCUGAUUUGCCUAAUGUAGAUCGUUGUGAACAAUUAGACACAAUUAUAAAAGACUAUUGUAUGGAAAGAAUAUGGAUCGAUUCACCAAUAAUAACAAGCGUAGCUGAUUUGCUUCCAUUGCUCGAUCAAAUUCGUAAUGGCGGAAUCGAUGCUGUUAGUAAUCAAGAUUUGAUUGAUUCAAUCGAACCAUUCAACGAAUUAGCUGCAUGUUAUGCUCAAUUAUCAAUAAAAGGUCUCGAUCUAAACCUUGUCGAUAAUCAGUAUCAUUCUUUAUUAAAUGCAUGCCACUCUCUUGCUACUAUAUUACAUGAACCAAUAACAUUACAUUCUACACAACUUCGUCUUAGACAGUUAUUCGAUCAUUUUCCUCGUCUGAAAUCACUUUUGACCUUAAUGGAUACAUAUGGUUCGCGUCUGAAAGAUGUCUUUACUGGACAACAGAAUGGUUUAGAUAUAUUUUUGGGAAACAACGAAACUGAACGAGCAUUGCAACAAAUAAAAACUAUUAUGAGUGCACAUAAAACAGAGCAAAUAUUUCAUGCAAUAUGUCAACAUCUUCACAUCUUAAACGGUCAGAGUAGCCAUGGAUUACUCAGCGAUCGACGAUUACGUAUAUUUUGGUUUGCUAGUGGUGAACACUUGGACGUUUUACCUGUUCUUCAUCUUUUACUUGAUUUAUCACGUCAAACAAGUUUAUGGAUUGAUUUACAUUAUACGGAUAUGGAUCCAGUGCAGCUCGCACAAGCCGAACAAUUAUUUGAGGCGCAUUUGGCUGAUCAAACUCAUUUAAGCAUAAUAUACGAUCAGACAAUUGACUUGUUUAACAAUAAAAUUCUUGAAAAAAUUCCAUUCGAAUCGUUUGAUAUCGUGUUUGCUGCAAAUAAAUUGCAGGAGACUAAAGAUUUGAUUAGAUCGUUAAUUAACCUUCGUCAUCUACUUGUUCCCAAUGGUCUUCUUUUAUUACUUGAAUUAACUGAUGUUCCUCUCUAUUUUGAUCUUAUAUUUGGUUUACUCGAUGAUUGGUGGUUACCAUCUAGUAAUGUACGUGCUCUUCAUAAUAUUCAUCAAUGGAGUACAGUUUUACAAGAAAUUGGUGGAUUUGAAGAUAUUGAGACGGUGAUGAGUCAGUAUGAAAGUACAUUAAUUAUCGCUCGCAAGACAAUAGCUCACAAAGUACUACAAACACUUGACGAGAGAAAAAAUCAAGCAUGGUUAUUCUUUGGCAAAAAUGAUCCUCAAAGUCUCAGUCAUAAUAUCAUACCACUUUUACCAUGUUCAAACAUUCGAUUUUUGGAUAUGUGUGCAUCAACGACUGAUAAAAUUCGUUCUGUACUUGAAACAAUGAUGGAUAGCUAUACACAACUAUAUAUUGUUUUUGCUUGGCCAUUUGAGCAAACUUGCGCCAGUGACAAUAGCGAUUUGGCAUUUAAAGAACACGAAGAGACUAUUGGUGGCACUUUCAUCCAGCUUCUUCAAAUAAUUCACGCAAUAUCGCCUACUUUUUUCCCGUUUAUAUUUGUUAUCACAAGACAUGCGCAGCUAAAUACUGGUUCGAACUGCAAUAUAAUUGAAUCACCAUUUAUUGGUCUUGUACGAAGUUUAAUGGUUGAAUAUGAGCAAUAUCGACUGAAGCUCAUUGAUCUACAAGCACCACCAGCUAUGAUUAAUGAAUCGGGACUUGUUCAUGCUUUGACACAAUACAUGGUAACUUCUCGAUAUACAAAGAAUACUUCUGAGAUUGUUCUUCAUCUUGACACAAAUGAAAAGAAAGUCAAACAUAUCACAUGGUAUUAUGAAAUGUUGAAAACACAUGACAAAAAAGAAGAUCAAUCAAAACUAAAACAAAUUUGUAUUAUUCCUCAACAAGAUGCUAAUGAACAACCAUUCCGUCUUGGUGUGCCUCCGUCUCGUUUUCUCACUGAAUUAACAUGGAUUCCGGACAAUAGAGCUAAAGAAUUAUUACCAGGCAUGGUAGAAGUUCAAAUUCACUGUGUAGGCAUUAACUUUCGUGACGUAUUGAAAGCACGAGGUCUGUAUCCACAUACUCGUACGUUUGCACAAUUGGAUGAGCAUCAGCCACAUAUGAAUCGAGACACUGAACCAGGUUCAGAUUUUGUUGGUACUGUUAUACGUGUUGGUCCUACUGCCAGUUUUCAACCAGGUGAUCAUGUCGUAGGCAUCUCUGUAUGUGGUGCGUUUCAUUCGCAUAUCAUUGUCGACUCAACGCAAGUAGUAUGUAUUCCACCGGAAUGUCCUCUCACCGAUGAACAGUUAUCAGUUAUGCCCGUCAUAUGUCUAACAGUCAUCUAUUCUCUCAAAUAUCGCAUUCAUUUGCGACGUGGUCAAACUGUUCUCAUUCAUGCUGCAACGGGUGGUGCUGGUCAAAUUUGUAUACAAUAUUGUCAAUGGAUUGGUGCUCGUGUUUUAGCUACAGCUGGAACUGAAGAAAAGCGACGGUUCUUACGUGAACAUUGUGGUGUUGAAUAUGUAUUCAAUAGUCGAGAUACUUCUUUUGCUAGUGGUGUGAGAAGUAUUCUACCUGAUGGCGUUGAUGUUAUCAUUAAUUCUUUAUCAGGUAUUCUUCUACAAGAAUCUAUUAAACUACUUGCUGAUCACGGUCAUUUUGUUGAAUGGGGAAAACGAGAUGUGUUUGAUAAGACUCAAUUGUCUAUGUUUGACUUUCGAUCAGAUUGUAGUUUUCAUGUCAUUGAUUUAGUUUCACUGUCUAUCAAACAUCCAAACAUUUGUACUGCUAUGUUGCAAGAAAUGGUUGAUUUAUUAAUUCAAGGCAAACUAAAAGCAAUCGAACCCACAGUUGUGUGUGAGCCAUCACAAGUGAUUGAUGCAUUUAUGAGAUGUAAUAGUAGUCAAUCUAUGGGCAAAACUGUUGUUCGUCUAAUCAAUUCUAAUGAAUCACUCUGUUUGAACAGCGAACAUUAUAAUAAUUUAAUCGAAGAUAAUGAUAUUAUGUUUCCUUCGACUGUUUGCCAGCAAGGAACAAUUUUGAUUUCUGGUGGAUUUGGUGGUCUUGGAUUGACAAUGUCUCGGUGGAUGAUAGAGAAACGAGGUGUAAAACGUAUUAUUCUUAUGAGUCGUCGAACACUAGCUGAGCUUGAACAAUCUUCGAAUCCACAAUAUGGUGAUUGGUUACGUUUGAAACAAACAAUAAAUGAAUAUCAAGCUCAUGUUGAUGUUGUUCAAGCAGAUGUAACAAAUUUUAAUCAAGUAUAUGAUCUGAUCGAAAAAUUGAGUCGAACUUCUUAUCCUGUUCGAGGAGUUAUUCACAGUGCUGUGGUUGCAGAAGACCGAACUUUAGCUAAAAUGACACAAGAAUAUCUGACACAUGUUUUAGCAGCAAAAGUUCGUGGUGCUUGGAUUCUUCAUCAAGUAACACAGCUCACUCAUGCUCCUCUUCACUUUUUCGUCAUGUUCUCAUCAAUUCGAAAUCAUCUACUUGAAAUGGCAUCGUCUGGUUACAAUGCUGGUAAUCAAUUUCUCGAUGCUCUUGCUCACUAUCGUAUGGCUCAACAAAACUUGCCUGCUCUCUCAGUUAGCUUGCCUGCUGUAAGUGGUGCAGGCAUGUUUCAUCGACAACGAGAUAUGGUCGGCACUUUACAAAGUACACAUGGCUUUGAAGUAUUACCACCAAUAGCUGUAUUCGAGUUGAUCGAACGCUUCCAUGCAAAUCAGAAGACUUGUCCAUGUCCUAUUAUUUUUGCUGUUAAUUGGCAAACAUUAUAUGAAAGACGUCACAAAUUACCAAUAUUUCAAUUGAAUAAAAUAGUAAAAGAACGCUAUACUGCUAUGAAGCUCGCAGAUAUAUCAAAAGCAUUAACUGGAAUUAACAGUACAACUACUUCGAACUUGAAUCGAAAAGAAACUAUUAUUGAGCGAAUUCAAAUGGCUGUAGCACGUCUUCUAGGUGCAGCCGAUACUGAUCGUAUCCUAGUUGAUCGUUCACUGACUAGUCAAGGUAUGGACUCAUUAGCAGCACUGUCACUCUAUAAUUGGUUAGGACAAGAGACCAGUGUUUAUAUACCAUUAGUUGAUUUACUUCAAGGAUAUUCUAUUGAAACUAUUGCAACAGUAAUUCAUAACAAGCUCAACGAACGACAUCAAGUUACAUCAUCGACUACUAAAGAAGAAAACAUGUAUACUGAUCUAAUCAAAGAAAAUAAAAUAAAACUAUCUUAUAACUCUAGUUACACUGGGAUAGAGAAUAUCAUUUGUCUUCAAAAUCCAUUACAGUGCAAUAGUAAUAUUUUCUUCUGCAUUACAGAGCAGAUACCAACCAAUACUGAUAAUCUAAAUAAAUUAUUCAUUGACAAAAUAUCUGACCAACAAAGUCAAACAAAAUCAGCUAUCAUUUAUGCUUUCCAAAUACCAUCAGUAACAUCAACAGCAUCAACAUCUACUUAUGCUCGUGAUAUGAUUUUGCAAAUGCGUCGUAUCCAACCACGUGGACCUUAUGAAGUAGUGGCUGUCCGCAACAAACAAGGAGAAAUCAUUGCACAUGAAAUGAUAAAACAACUCAAAGAUUAUUUAAUGAUUAUCGAUAUUAGAUUGAUUCUUUUGGACAAUUAG
This is a messenger RNA of Adineta steineri, 8541 nucleotides long. The record is from the annotation of a GenBank genome assembly. NCBI's taxonomy places the organism in Eukaryota, Metazoa, Rotifera, Eurotatoria, Adinetida, Adinetidae.